This is a messenger RNA of Ectocarpus sp. CCAP 1310/34, 1950 nucleotides long. The record is from the annotation of a GenBank genome assembly. Lineage: Eukaryota; Phaeophyceae; Ectocarpales; Ectocarpaceae.
CCGAGCCUUUUUGCUACCGCAGCAGCCAGCCAGCCACUCCCUGUGUCGUUGGUCUCGUUGCCCAUCUCUUUCCGCCCAUCUCCCUCGAUUCCCUCCCUACAAGCAGCAUGGAUGCUUCCCCGGAAGACAUUCUGCAGCGAUUGAGAGAGCGCGAUACGCAGAUGUGCGUUCUCCUUCAACGGACCGAUCUCCUGAAUCGUGUUCAUCGUGGAGCAAUCAGCGAGCUACCACCUUCGCCAGAGGGAAAGGGUAGUCGUGAUUCUUUGAAGGCGCACCUGGCCGUGAUUUAUGGAUGCCAGGACCAGGCAGAAACCGUACUCAACGAGGCUGUCCCGCUGCCGCAGCCGCCGCCAUCAUCUUCGCCUGUGGCGUCUACACCUGAUGCCUACACCAAAGCCAUAAGGUCUCUCCUUUCCACGCCCAAAGCCAACACUGCUGCUACUGCUCGCUCCACGAGAACGCCCUCAAACUCGACAGGAUACCCCUUUGUACAAUCCGGCGGGCCCCCUUCCGUCCGCCGUCCCGACCGAGGAGACGGUGGCAGAAACAGCGGCAGUGCGGUGACAUACCGCAUGUUCCUCGAACACUUGACGCGCUCGGAGAGCAAGGGGUUCGUGGAAGCUAUCCGGCUCUUCCUCUUCAGCAUCCUUGGGAAUGGCGGCGCCGUCAACCCCGCCGCCGGCCGGCCGCAGGCGUCGAGCAACAGUGACAUCCGGCGGGAGACGGAAGAGGUGGAGGUCUACGGCUCGUCGUUUCUUUCGCAGAGGUGCGCCGAGUUUUUCUUGGCGAUGCAGAACGCCAUGGGGGUACACACGUCGUGGGCUGAGCUCGGUUAUGACAGCCUCGUCGCGUGCCGAGAGCACCUUGAAAGGUUCGUCAUGUCCAAGAUCCACCCGCUGGCGUUCGGCAGCAAGCUUGACGGAGCCGUGGAUGCUUCCAUCUCCGCCCGCCUGCAGUCGUUACAGUUCCUCACCCCGCACCACCUGAACGUCAGCGUGUACGCUCGCGAGGAAACCGUGUUAACCUUGGCACAGGAGGAAUUGCGCAAAAUGGGUCGCGGGCGGUGCCCCGGAGACAUCGUGUCACGCGUGGUGCGUUGCUGCGAUACCCUCUUCGCCCUAAUCUAUCAGGGCCGUCGCUCCAAGCAAGGGGUCGGACGUGGUGGAGGUGGAGGUGGAGGAGGAGGAGGAGGAGGAGGAGGAGACAUGUAUGUUUCAUCCUGGCGGCCCGAGCAUGAUCCCGCCGGCACCGCGGAUGACUUCUUGCCGGUAUUGAUUUACGUGGUGCUACGGGCGAGAGUGCCGAGGCUUCACUCCAUGUGCGAGUACGUCCAGGCGUUUCACAGCCCCGUGGCGCUCAUGUCUAGGCCGGGGUACUGCUUCGUCGCCCUUAGGAGUGCGGUGGAGUUCCUUAUGACCCUCAACGGAGCUGCGGUGGGCAUGUCCGAGCAAGAUUUCCGGAGACGCGCCUUGGAUGCGGCGAUCGGGGUAGAUGCCAGCUCGUAGGCUACCGCUGGCGCCAAUGAAAACCAGCACAUUGACAAAUCAAAUCGUGUUCACGCAUUUCGAGGCCCGCGACAAAGGCGUCCUGCGAUUUGGUCUUUAGGGAAGGAAUGCGCAUUGAUGUGUGGCUAAAGCGAAGGGGAGGGAGGGGGGGAGCACUCGUGUCUUGCAACGCCUUUGUUGUUAGCCCAUUGACGGCGCGUCCUCGAGAGGACGGAAGGAGCAUUGUUCCAACAGGACCGAUCGCCGAUGGUCGUGUGGGGACAAUGCGAACAGGGAGGGGGAGUUUUUGUCUAGAAUAGAAGUAUGAUGUAGGAGGACAUGAAUAAACGCAUAUCUCGAAUCCAAGCGGUGCGGAUAUUAAGCCCCUUAUGAGGAGGGAGGUCUAUGCGGGUUGUUGUAUGUGAUGGAGGUGGCCUGUAGCACUGCUGCCCCAACUCACGAAUGG